AUGAACGGCUUCCACACCCUCCCGCACGAGCUGCAGAUCCAGGUCCUGCUACAUCUGCCACCGACGGCCGUGUUCGCGCUGCGAUCGGUAUGCACGUCCUGGAACGAGAUCCUGUCCUCGCCGCAGAUCGAACAUGCCAUCAACCUAUCGCUGCUUUUUCCGACGACCGCGCCCGAUCUCCGGGCUCGGCUGUUGCGGCGAACGAGGCUGCUUCGGGGAGAUCCGGUGCAGAUCUGGGAUGUGGAUGAUGGCGAAGAGACGCUGACGUUGUAUUCGGAAGGGUUUGUGGUCAUGGCUCAUAGUAGGUUUGGAGGCCCAGGGCGGCUGGGAAUAUGGGAUUGUAGGCGGCCGAAAGGACAGGAUGGGUGUGUUACAAGGAUUGACUUGACGGCUUUGGUGAAGGAACUUUAUUUGGAGCUGUGGGAAGGGCGGAUCUUGGGGGCGGGGGAGACGGACGAAGAGGGCGGGGGGCAGUCGGGAGGGGACCGCAGGGCGGAGAUUCCUUUCAGAUUGAUGACCCAUUAUUCGUGGGCCGAAAAUGGAAGUGUCUUGCUGGUUCUAGGCGAGCCGGGGAAUCCGCGCAAGCCAAAGCAUCCAAAAAUAUUCUUGUUAUUUUCUCUGGCCACUGGAGACUUGAUUAGGAGCUGGAAAGUCUCCUUUGCUGGCCGCGUUAUAUCUGCGCAUUUCACCUCGACGAUAUUACUUCUCGUCACCUCUUUGCCGCAGUCACUCGAUAUCUGCGAUGAUCUCCUGCACCAUAUCACUACAUACUCAAUCAGUACUGGCGCACAGCUGUACACCCAGCCCAUACCAUCAAUUGAGCUCCCUGCGCCGCCUUCAUAUCCGCCUGGGUCUGCAUGGUGCCACGCUCCCACAGCAACCUACUACCACAACCACAUCACCCUUGACGAUGCGGACAACUUCUAUACGCCUGAGGUGCAGACGAAUGCCAAAGGUCCGCGAUACCACGUCUACGAAGCACGCUCCGCUCACACCGGUACUCUCACGGCCACAAUCUCUCUCUCUCCCGUCAACGAGGCCGUCGCAGCCUCCAAUCACUGGCGCUACGACUCCACAAUCGUCACCUGUCCUUCAUCCCGCGUCCACCACUUUAGCACCUACAAGCCACACCCGGAAACGCUCGCCGAUCUCUCCCUCUCCCCCGGUGAGGAGCGCGACAUCUACAGCACCACCUACACCAACUGGAACUCGACCACCCUCUCCCGACGCACCUCACUUAUCCUUCCACCCCUUGAUGGUUACAAUAUUGCUGGCACCGACGCGCCCGAAAUGACUUCGUACCUUUCUUCGGUGCGCUGGGGGGUCGCUGUUGGUGACUACUACCACUUUGGAAAGCGCUGCUGGGUCUACAACGUCUCGGGCGCCAACGAAGAGGUCGUCACCGGUGCAACCAUUCCCGAUGCGACUGAGGGUCUCCGGAGAUGCGCGCCAUUGGCCUGCUAUCUCCCUAGCACGCCACUAGACCAGCAUCUCCAUUCACCCACCGGGUCGUCGCCAAAGUCGUGGCGCCGUUUCAAGAUGCUGUUGAAGGCAUUUGGAGUGCGGCCACCGGCAGGGGCAGUAGGUGAGAGUAUUAUACUCGGAGACGAGGAGCCGCCGUGCAGAACGCACUCUCCAACAUUGCCCGAGGGAGUCGUGUGUAGGUGGUUGCCGGAGGUGCUGAGGGAAGCGACAGUAGUGGGCGGGGACGAUGGGGUGUGGGCGGUGGCCGUUAGUAGCGAUGAAGGAGGGAGGAGGGCGAAGAGACGGGUGUGGAUCUCAUGGGAUGAGGGAUUGAGACUGCCAGGGAGGGGAUGGGCGAGGUGGUAA
Molecule: messenger RNA, 1830 nt
Organism: Morchella importuna
Lineage: Eukaryota; Fungi; Ascomycota; Pezizomycetes; Pezizales; Morchellaceae
Exons: 2
Coding region: 1-1830 (609 amino acids)
Molecular function (GO): protein binding
Source: RefSeq, a predicted model, not a curated record